Phytophthora nicotianae INRA-310 is the source of this 3475-nucleotide messenger RNA. RefSeq lists its product as hypothetical. Gene Ontology annotation, biological process: cilium movement. NCBI's taxonomy places the organism in Eukaryota, Oomycota, Peronosporomycetes, Peronosporales, Peronosporaceae. Gene Ontology annotation, molecular function: dynein heavy chain binding; dynein light chain binding. The transcript has a single exon. Gene Ontology annotation, cellular component: axonemal dynein complex. The record is from RefSeq and is a predicted model, not a curated record. Bases 1 to 3402 code for a protein of 1133 amino acids.
AUGGCCUCACCAUCAAGCGCCAGAGUUCCAGUGGGCAGCAGUACGAAACAGGUCCAUGGCAGUAAGCGGGACGCCACCGGUCGGUCUCGGAUCAUUGGUGCAUCCUCAGUGUCGAAUUCCAGACGCGUGAACGGGAGCGUCGCCAAUGUAAACGGAGGAACCACCGGCCACGGUUCCGGCCACUCGACUCGCGUGUAUUUGGAUGGCCAAGACGUCACUCCACAGUCUUUAUUAGUCAGUCGUAUCAAGUCAACGACGGAGUCCAAAGGCAGGGGUAAAGGUGGUCGAAACACUCGCUCCAAAGCCCACGCCGUCGGUGCUUCUACUGUUGGGGCCUCAGUGGUCGGAGCUAGUUUCCUCUUCAGCACUGCGUCGGCCUCUUCGGCCGACAAUGACUCCGACAACGAGAGCUCUACCUCAGUCGUAGGCACAACAGGCAACAUGAGCGUGAAAGCGCCUCGAAAAGAGCCGAAGCCGAAUAUCGGAGACCAUCCAACUGCCAGUACAGUGACUCCCUCUAUGAAUCAAGAAGAGGAUGACAACACCCGAACUACGGUAGCUGCUGGUCCGGCGGACACUGAAGAGCAGGAAGAAGGCAAGGACGAAGGUGGUGACCCUCUUUCUGGUCUGGGGUCAGCUCAAGCCCCACUACUGGUUGGCAGGAAGUCCGUGACGGUAUCAACUGGUAUAUCCCCAGGUGUACGCCGGCCAGUCACGGUUCGACUGGGUGAGACUGCAACGGAAAUGCUAUUUGAACUACGCAGUGUUUGUGUCGCUCUGGACGCGCCUGAUCAUAAUUCUAUUGCUGCGAGAAACAAACGCUAUCAAGCGAUCUGUGCGCAGAAGAAAGGCAGUGACAAAUACGUGCAAGGUCGAACUCAGACUUUACAGCUAGCACAGAAGGCAAAAGAGGUCAUGACCGCCCCACCAGCUACUCGUGACGCAGCGUGUGUAGCUACCGACUGGGAUAUCUACGACUGCGGCAAGCUCGAGGAUGAGACCAACGCAGAGGACGAUGUUGGUGGAGCGAUUACAAACGGGGUAUCUCAGUCUCAAACGACAUCAAGUGAAGGAUCUAAAGGUGAAGGAACGCCCGUAUCGACGGGGACAGAGUCAAUUGGUGGGGGUGUUGCGGACGUUCAGCUUAAACAGCAAGUGGAAGAGAUCGUCGGAGCCACCUUAGCGUCCCCCGGUUGUGUGCUAGAUGUCGAUGGAGACAUUGUCGAAGAUCUGCGUGCAAGACAACACCAUGCGUCUAGACCAAGUCGCAAGACGCGAGACAGACACGGUCAUAGCAGUAAUUACAGCCAAAAGUCUCGGGUAUUCGACAGCCAACGCUCUGCUGCAGUAGCGACUGCGUACGUGUCCGGGAAUUCCAACGCGUCGGUCGUCCCAGGCGACCAAAGUGGCGGCAACAUUACAGCUGGUGCCUCGCAAGACUUUGCAGGUUUAACAGCCGAAGGUGCAAGUUCGGGCAGUGCAGCGACCAAUUCUCAGGUUGGUAUGAGUGUAGCUAACGCAUCACGCGGCGUCCUUAGUGGUGCAGCAACUGGGAGUGGCGACCAGAAGUCCAACAACGUGUACGCUCGAGCCAAUACUAAUGUGGAUCUGGGUGAGAUUAUCGCUCGUCAACGCACCGCACACGUCCUGGGCUCCUCCUCUCUCACUCUCAUGGCCAGUAUCGUGGAGCGUGCCGUGCAGCAGAACGUGUACCACGAGCAACAUGUGAGGUAUCGAGACUUCCCCAUGCUCGAGUCGGAGGAACCAGUAACCGAGUCUCGAAACGUGAUCGUACCAGCUCUAGACAUGGGCUUCCCCGGAGCUCUCGGCUCUGGUCGUUCUAACUCGUUUUCGACCGGUUCAAAGAGCAUCGAAGAGCUCGAGAAACUGUGGACUUUUAGCUGCGAACUCACUCAAAACCGAACUGUGUCGUGUCUUGCCUGGAACACAGCGAACGAAGAUCUACUCGCAGUAUCCUAUGCACGCAAUGAUCAACCGACACAACCCGAAGUAUCCGCAGCUUCCCCUGCCAAUGGCCAAGCACCCAGUCCAGCUAAUCCAGUAUCUCGACCUGGAAAUGUUCAAUCUCCUGCAACCUCUGGCACUACCGGUACAGAGAAAGAUGGUCUGGUACUCUUCUGGUCGCUGACCAAUCCUGAAUACCCUGAACGGAUCUACCAACUACCAGUGGGUGUGACCUCCAUCGACUUCAGCACUGCACAUCCGUAUCUCCUAGCGGUUGGAUUCGCUGAUGGUGUAGUUUCCAUUUACGACACUCGGAAGGAUGAUUCUAUCUCUUCUACUUCUUCGUCAAAUGCUACGUCAUUAGGAGAGACAGCGACGCCAACUGUGAAGCAUGUUCCGGUCCCGGUCGCUACGAGUUCGGGUCUAAGUGGGAAACAUCUUGAUGCUGUAUGGCAAGUCAAAUGGGUGGCUCAUGGAGGCAGUGAGAGCGUUGUCAGUGUGUCUGCGGAUGGGCGAGUGGUCGAGUGGAGUCUCAAGAAAGGACUGAGUUAUAGUGAUCUCAUGACGUUGAAGCGAGCACCGAACCCGUUAUUAGGAGGUCCCGGUACUGCUGCAACUGGAACAAACGGAGUCGGGGGAGGCACGGAUGGGGUCAUUUCACGACAGGCUAGUGGUCGCAGUCUCGUGUUUGCAAGUCAUGGAGAUCCGUCCGUUUACUACGUGGGUACGGAGGACGGACUGGUGCACAAGUGCUCGGUAUCAUACAAUGAGCAGUACUUGCAGACGUACAUUGGACACACUGGACCGGUAUACCAGUUGCUGGUGUCUCCGUUCUGUAGUGACCUCUUUCUCUCGUGCUCUGGUGACUGGAGUCUAAAGUUAUGGCAUCAAGCUGAUCCUCACGGGGAAGCAGCGCUUACGUUCCACUCUGUGGAUCUGGCCAAGGCCGUGCUAGGAGCGUCCUGGAGUCCGAGUGAUGCUGGGGUAUUCGCUGCUGUGGCCGAAGACGGUCGUAUCGAGCUCUGGGACCUCAUCCAGUCCACUCUUGACCCGAUUGUGCGUCAUUUUCCCAAGAAAUAUAUCGCAGUUCCUGUGCCUGUGACUCAACCAGCUGAAGGCGAUGUGUUGGACUCGAGCACACGAGAUUUGACACCGAAAGAGGACGAGAACGACGAAAAGGAUCGAGAUCCGAAUGCAGUGGAAGUCCCAGCGACUACUAUGGUUGAAGUGCCGCUGGAGUGCACCACAGUAGCGUUUGCACCGAAAGCCCCGGUGCUUAUUGUUGGAGACUCGACGGGGGACGUGACGGUAUACCGAGUGCCUGCUCAAGUCUCGAAAAGUGCAACCGGCAAUGGCGAAACUGCUGAUACGGUGUCAUAUAUCGAGGAUCAGGCAGCUCGAUUAUUGCGCACUAUUCGUUCAAGUAAGCACGAGUAACUUUUUAGGACUAUAACUUCAACGUACGUAGCCAUUUUCGCUUAGUUGAAGUUCGGUAUGUCUCAUGUAGCCC